This is a messenger RNA of Vigna angularis (adzuki bean), 3155 nucleotides long. RefSeq lists its product as uncharacterized. Lineage: Eukaryota; Viridiplantae; Streptophyta; Magnoliopsida; Fabales; Fabaceae. The transcript has 4 exons. The coding region runs from base 1937 to 3088 and encodes 383 amino acids. The record is from RefSeq and is a predicted model, not a curated record.
UUUGCUGAUCAGUCACAUUGGACAUUCGGUCUUUGAUGGCCGACCUGUGGGGACGUUCGGUUUAUGAACGGACGACCUUGGAGGAACACUCGGUCUGUGGGGACGUUCGGUCAUAAGGAUGGUCGGCCAAGGAUGUUAUCCUGGGUGGGCGACCACUCGGUUCUGCUGAUCGGUCACAUUGGACGCUCGGUCUUUGAUGGCCGGAGACAUUCGAUUUUUAUGAACGGACGACCUUGGAGGAACGCUCGAUUUGUGUAAGCUCGAACAACGUUAGCUUAGAUGCUCAAUCAUAAUUAAGACCUGAAUAGACGACAUUGGGUUAACUCCUCGCUAAGCCUGUGUUCGCAUGAAAGGAAAAUACUGUUGAUGGGUAUUUGAGAGCGAUGAUUUGCGGGUGGUGUGUUGUUCCUUUGAGGUGAAACGGAAGGAUGUGUGCGGACGGAUUUGCGGGAUAUACCCCGUUUUGAUCACUCGCAAAGAUGGAGAGAUUUGCGUGGAUUGAACGUAUAAAGUCCAUUGUGCCCUUCAUUUAUAAUUAAUUUCCAAGGCUGUCCGUUGCUCAGAAACCGCAUUUCAUACACUGUUGAACCACGAGGGAGUGCAUGGGCAGGCGUGGUUUUAAAAUAUUCGUGUGCUUUGGUUUUGGUCAGAGAGAUGUAACCUUGCGUGAUAAAAGCAAUGAACAACAAAGAUUCCUGCUGUGCAUUAGAGUGAAAGUGCAGUAUUGAAUAUCAUACCUCCAUUGACCAUAGGACCUCAUACGCGCAUGGUAGUGGGUAGGUGUGCUUCUAUUUAUUGAGGGAUGAGAACCAUAAUAAAUUGGUUGCAACUUUGAUAGCUAGCUGCGAAUGUGUGGACGGUGGUUGCUGGUGUUCAAAUAUCUUGCGAUUUGCUAAGACGAGGAAGACGUUGGUGAGGUAAGUUGAAGCCAUUAUGAUGUAUUUGUUGGUUUGCAUUAGCUGGUGUGUGCAUUCGGACGAAGAAUUAAGAAGUGCGUGGUGAUGUCAAGAAGAAGCAAAGUCCAGUGAAGAAGAACAGCAAACGCGUGCGUCAGAGGCGGACAAGAUGAUAAACAAUAGAGUUGGAUGCUUCGUAACCGGUUACACGGUACACGUAAUCGGUUACGUGUGUAUGAGAAAAUUUGCCUGCGUGAUGUAAUCGGUUACAGGCACAGUUAACCGGUUACACUGUUGACUGGAAAAUGAGUUAUUCUGUGCUGGGUGCUUGGGCGGUGUGUGGAUGAGGUUAUGGGGUGCACGACGGUUGUUCUUGGACGCCACCGAGGAGGACAUGAUUAACCGGAGUGGACAGGUAUGGUAGUGGUGAGUGGUUUUGAGUGGUUAACAAGAGUUAUGUUGUAAUGGUUGUUAUUGAUUGGCAUUGCAGGGAGUUAUGGAAGAGGUGAGGGUGGCGGAGGCCAUGUGAGAGAUAACACGGUGGACAGGGAAGAUAUAGUUGUGUUGAAAGAAUGGUGGAGAAGCAACCAUAUGUACUGAUUAUAUGAGGAGUGGAUGGUACUGGGUGAUAUAUCGUGGUCUGACAGUGGGUUUGUGAUGCAGGUGUUCACGGGGAAUUGAGGUGUUUCUCGUGGUGGACCAAGAAGCGUGAAGGUGGUGGAGAUUUCUAAGUCCAAAGCUGCCAGGGCCGUUGAAAAAAUCAAAAGCAGGACCUAGGAAGUGGCAGUGUUCCUCUCUAUCCAUCAAAUUGUAUGUGCUAUUAAAAGCCUAUGGGCUAUUGGGGGCGAACAAAUCCAGGGCCUGCUGUCUUGGAAGCGAGAACUGAAGGCAUUUUGCAGUGGAUAGAAACAAAUACCAAGUUGCAUCAAUCCUUCUUGCGGUUAUCAAGAAAUAGGUGCUGUGUGGUUGAUUAAUUGUUUCUAAGAGCAUCUUGAGGUGUGCUGAUACAGGUCUUCAACUUCUUCAAGAGAAACUGUGAAAUGGCCUCAUCAUCAACAAAAAGGCCAAGAAAAAGUCGUAAGGGAAAAGAAACCCUCACUGAGGCAGAAGAUGUAGCCCAUGUAAGACCAUCUGUACAGGAACAAUUAGAUCAGAGUCGUUUCUUCACGCAUAGUCAUCAAAUGGAGAACUAUGCAGCAGAUUUCUAUACAAGGAGUAUAGUUGUUCCCAAGAUAAUGAAUUUUGAAUCAUUUACUGGUUCAGGGUUAUAUUUUCAACAGCAUCUUCUGUUUCAAGGGGUGGUGGAAUUGCUUACAUUGCAGGGACCGUACUAUCCAGAUUUAAUCAAAGUAUUUUAUUCCAAUCUGAAGAUAUCUGGAAAUGGAUAUUUGAUCAGUGAGGUGAAGAAGAAAAGAAUUAGAUUGAAACCUACUGAUUGGUUGAAUGUAGCUAACUUGAAGUACCAGGGUAAGAAAUUGAGUUAUUCAAAUAUCCCAGACGACUUUCCAUACGACCGCGACAUGGCAUUAGCUACUAUGGUUAUACCAGAUUUGGAAUACAGUCACGGUGUUUUAACAGUUGGUUGUUUGAAUAUGAAUGACAGGCUUCUGCAUUAUGUUAUUGUGCAUAUGUUGACUCCACGACGUGGGAAUUUUGCGAGGUUAUUGCAGGAAGAUAUUUUUAUGAUAUGGGUGCUUAACAAUAAUAUAUCUAUCAAUUGGCCUCAUCACAUCAUGCAGCAUAUGCUUAAAUGCAAGGCCAGUGACACACCCCUCCCAUACGGUGUCCUUAUCACACGGAUCUUGCAAUAUUGUGGAGUUAAUGUUGAUGCCGACGCGUGCACUCAGGUAGGGUCCCGUCAUCACUUUUCAAUCAAUUCUUUGAAGAGGAUGCAUAUUGUUAAUGUCAACGGUGUUUGGCAACACGAUCAUGUUGAUGAUGAAGAAGAAGACCAAGUAGACCAUCAUGAAUACCUUGUGCAGCCUCCUCCACCUCCACGAAAUCCUAAUAUGAUGAUUGAAAUGUGGCAAGGUGUACAAGACUUGCAACAUCGAAUGCAGGGAAUGGAACAAAUGCAGGUCCGGGUUCAACAUAUUGAAGACAACUUGGCAAACCUUUCUUUGGACAUGAACCGUCAAUUUGCUAACCUCAAUCACAAUGUUAACAAGAUUCUUCACCGUUUAGAUGACUAAGUUAAAUUUUAUUCCGAUUAUGUAUUACAUUACUUAAUUUCCCUUAAAUUGAAUUGUGUGUUUGAUA